Blastocystis hominis is the source of this 564-nucleotide messenger RNA. RefSeq lists its product as hypothetical. The transcript is spliced from 2 exons. Gene Ontology annotation, biological process: chromosome segregation; kinetochore assembly; mitotic cell cycle. The record is from RefSeq and is a predicted model, not a curated record. Gene Ontology annotation, cellular component: kinetochore. Gene Ontology annotation, molecular function: DNA binding; protein heterodimerization activity. NCBI's taxonomy places the organism in Eukaryota, Bigyra, Opalinata, Blastocystidae. The coding region runs from base 1 to 564 and encodes 187 amino acids.
AUGGGGGACAUUCCGUUCGCCAACUCGCAGGAAGAGCGAACGCUGCGCGAGCUUCUGAUUCCCUCGCAGCCCAGCCAAUUGGGCGAAGCAACCUCGCUGCUGGAACCGUCGAUCAUGCCGCCGCCUUCGUCUUCGCUUUCGUCGCGCCUUCGAAUCCCCAAUCGAACCAAAAUCCACACGCAUCGCAAGUCCUCCGAGUUUCUCGCUCUGCGACUCGAUUUGAUCCAUAGAAGCGGAGAAAUGUCGCUCGCAUUGAUCAAGAAACUCGUGAUGGCGAACUGCAGUCGGAGGGUCGGGAAAGAAGUCUUCGAAGAAGUCAAUCAAAUCACCAGCGAGUUCUUCGAUUCCAUUUCGGAUCGCCUCGUUGAUUAUUGCAGUCUGGGAGAGCGAAGGACGGUGAACGUGGACGAUGUGAAGCUGCUGAUGCACAGACAGCGCCUCACGUCCAAGCAGAAAUCGUUCGAAGAUUUGGUGCGGGAGAAUUUGAACAAACAGCAGAUCGAUGCGUUGAUCAGCGUGCCGGAACAUGAAAUGGAAGUGCAGGAAGUCGGAGAUUAUCUGUAA